Necator americanus (New World hookworm) is the source of this 225-nucleotide messenger RNA. RefSeq lists its product as uncharacterized. The transcript has 3 exons. NCBI's taxonomy places the organism in Eukaryota, Metazoa, Nematoda, Chromadorea, Rhabditida, Ancylostomatidae. The coding region runs from base 1 to 225 and encodes 74 amino acids. The record is from RefSeq and is a predicted model, not a curated record.
AUGGCUUACUACCAGGAACUAGCGUGGUGGGAUGUCAUUGCAGCACCCAUCUGUUUCUUGUGGUUUCUUGCGUUGUGUUAUCUUUUCUGCAUCACCAUCGUUCGACACUUCUUGAUCUAUAAAGGAACAGCCAGAACGCCAUUCUUAUUCUAUGGAGAAAAGGAAAAGUCGAAAGAAUUAGAUCUGGCUUCAACCAUAACUGGUUCUACCGAAGCGAGAAAAUAG